Blastocystis hominis is the source of this 417-nucleotide messenger RNA. RefSeq lists its product as hypothetical. The coding region runs from base 16 to 417 and encodes 133 amino acids. The record is from RefSeq and is a predicted model, not a curated record. The transcript is spliced from 2 exons. Lineage: Eukaryota; Bigyra; Opalinata; Blastocystidae.
CCCUGGAGUCUCAAAAUGAGAAAGGUUUGUGUGGUUUUUGUGAUUUUAUGCAUUAGUGUAUUCAGUCUUCAAAAGACAGAAAGAGCCAACCAGAAAUGUCUCUUGGAGCUGAUUAUGAUCGUGAAGGACGAAGCUGCGUCCAUCCAAAAGACUGUGUUGAGCGUGAAAGGCAUUGUUGAUCGUUACUGUAUUCUCGACACAGGGUCGACAGAUAAUACGACUGCAUUAAUCAAGGAGGCCUUCGGUACAACGCCAGGAUCCAUUUACUCGGAACCUUUUGUUGAUUUCGCAACGACACGAAAUAGAGUUAUGGAACUUGCUGGAAAGGAGUGCCAGUACACGUUAAUGCUGAGUGGAGACGAGUACCUCCGAAACGGACAGAAAUAUCCAAAUCACUCCUCUUUUCACUUUCCUUAA